GAAACAAAACAAAAAUAGCAACCACAAUAACAACACUAACUGCCAAAAUUCUAAUUCAUGCAAAGCAAUAGAUCUAAAUCUAUUUUCGUGUAACGCAGACGAAAACUUAUUGUUAAAGAUAAAAGCAGCUGCAGCUUAAAAGAUUCUGAGAUGGCGAACAUGUCAUGUAGUGAAGGAGAAUCAGAUUCUUCAGAUGCUGGAGACAGUGACAGUUUUUUGGAAGAUAACCCUUUUACUAUCAACCCUGUCCUUCAAGAGGACAUUCAGAAACUUAAAGAACGUUUUCCUCAGUCUGCUGUGUCCUGGAGAACUCUGCCAAUUAUCAAUGAAAUGGACUUAGAUAUGUCUUUACCCACCACAUUUCUAGAGUCUACUGUGACGACAGCCUGGGGAUUAAUUCCUGGAUUACCCGUGGUGAUUCGCAUCAAUUUAAACCAUGAACACUAUCUCUUCAAGAAUGCUGUCAUUAGAGUAGACGUCUUUCAGGUUCCAACUUUGAAAAGAAAUGGCAUCUUAAUGCAGAUUAAGAACAUCGCAGAAUCAUUCUGUAGAACAAAUGUACAGCGGAUCGUCAACGAGCGUCAGUCUCCUCUCACCUGUGAUGAAACAAUCAAGCUCUCAAAGGAGGAAGUCACUCACUUAAAAGACAUGGGCUAUACAGAAACAGCCAUCUCGCAAGCUCUGAACUUAUCAGAUGGUACAGUCAAUAGCACAAUCGACAUUCUAAUGCAGUCUUCUGAAAACAUGUUGGCAAGUCCUAACUUACAACUAAGUGCACACGAUGGAUUUUUAGCUGAGCUUUAUGCUUACAUGCAAAAGAGACUGUUAACUCUGAACGAUUACUGCCCUAUAUGUGACCACCAUCAUGAUAUAAAACUCAGUGUCAUGCUUAAGCCCAUGAUUUGCGGCAGCACACUGUGUAUCUUCAGCUUCCAAACUCUAGGAGUCAUGGCUGAUGCUUCGACAGACAUCGUUACGGAACCUCAGGUGGUGUACUUGCUACUGCAGUUGACAAGGGCUGCUGUUGAAUCAGCUAGGCAUGACCUAAUAUUGGCCCCCUACCCCACCAUUGUGGAUGACAAGCUCCAUGAAAUUGUUCUCUAUGAGCAGAAAAAAGACAUCACGCUGCUAAAGGAAAUCAUCUCUAGCAUUCCUCAUAUCAAAACAUUGUUGGACAUUGAUCCAGAAAAUUUGAAACAAUUCAUGGAAAAUGUUCAUCCAUUCAGCUACUCCCUUCUCAGAUGGAUUAUAUCAAGUAAUCGUUCCCACAUUGUCAAGCUGGCCAAAGAACAGUACCUUGACUUCAUGCACACAAAUCACCAGUUUUUGUUGCGUAACAGUCCGCCACUAGAAGAUCAACGCUUUCGUGAAGAAAAGAGUAAAUCAGGAAGUGUUUUUGCUUUCCAUGGUUCACCAAUAGAGAAUUGGCACUCCAUAAUCAGACAAGGUCUUUUGGUAGCCAGUGGAACCAGUAAACAGCUCAACGGGGCAGCCUAUGGCAAAGGUAUCUACAUCAGCCCUCACCUCAACACUUCACUGGGAUAUUGUAACAGGCUUCUAAGUAUAUCUAUGCCCCCUACCAAAAAGGCUAAGAAAGCUGCAGUUGACCCCAAUGACCCCCAAGAUGAAUUCAUUGAUCAUUUACUGGAGAAGAUGACAUGUAUAGCUUUGUGUGAGGUCAUCAACAACAACCACCUAAAGAGGCACUGUGAUACCAUAUGGACCUGUGAAAAAAGUGAAUUUAUCUGCACACGAUUCUUUUUUGUGUAUGACAGAAACUUUCCGGCCAACUUAGUGGAGCAAGAGAUCCACAUGAAACCAGGCAGCAAGUACGUCAAGCAGAUUGAACAAGCUCUAGAAGCCACCAAAUAGCCAGCCACUGAUGUUUUUACAGCUGUCCACCUCAGCAGAGUUCACAUUGAUGCCUUACUCCACUACAAUACAUGACGCUGGAUUACUCCAUUAUACAAUACAUGACGUUACCUUACUCCACUACAAUACUUGAUGCUGGCUUACUCCAAAAUAACAGUACACUAUGAUGCCUUACUCAUCAGCUGCUAAAGUUUUAACAAAUAUUUAUUGACAGUUUUGUUCACGUUUGAAUUUGUUUUACAGAAGUUUUACAAAAGUUUUACAUAAUUUUUACUUAAGUUUACAAAUGGUGAUCAGAGAGACAAGAGCUCACCUAUCCUACAGAUUGUCAGGUCAACCCAAAUGCCCUAUAGAUUGUCAGGCCAACAUUGUUUAACUAGUAGAUGCCAUGUGUCACUUAACUUUAUCUUUUUAUCAUGGGUCCAUGUGGAAAUGCAGGUGCCUGAAGCAUGAAUAAAAAUAUGUUCAAACAUUCCAUAGUUUACAUACAGCACCGCUGCAACUUUUAACAACUGUCCAGCAUCUACUGUGCUACAGCUGACAGCUAUAUGCUUUCAAACAACUGUUCUACAGCUGACAGCUAUAUGCUUUCAAACAACUGUCCUACAGCUACAGCUGGGCUGACAGCUAGAGGCUAACCAGCAAUAUUAGCUGCUCAAAUGCUUUUGUUCAAUUUCUACAUUCACAGCUUCACCUAUUUUUGUCAGACUUACUCAUCCAAAGAUGCCUUCAUUGAUUGAUACUCAUUGAUUGAGUUCCUCUCAUUCCAAUCAUGCACAAGUAUUUAAUGCUAAUGGAUUGAUUUCCAAUCAUGCACAAGUAUUUAAUGCUAAUGGAUUGAUUUCCAAUCAUGCACAAGUAUUUAAUGCUAAUGGAUUGAUUUCCAAUCAUGCACAAGUAUUUAAUGCUAAUGGAUUGAUUUCCAAUCAUGCAGAAGUAUUUAAUGCAAAUGGAUUGAUUUCCAAUCAUGCAGAAGUAUUUAAUGCUAAUGGAUUGAUUUCCAAUCAUGCAGAAGUAUUUAAUGCUAAUGGAUUGAUUUCCAAUCAUGCACAAGUAUUUCAUGCUAAUGGAUUGAUUUCCAAUCAUGCACAAGUAUUUAAUGCUAAUGGAUUGAUUUCCAAUCAUGCAGAAGUAUUUUGUCUUCACAGAUUCCAACGAUGCAGACUUUACUGCCCUCUGUAGAAAUGCAUUUUAUAGAUAUUUAUAUUUGUUUUUAAUUAUGACUUUUAAUAAUGACAGUGUUUAUUUACAUUUUCAGGAAGAUUUGUGAAUAGUUGCUUACUUUUGUAAAUAUUAAAAACCAAUA
Molecule: messenger RNA, 3178 nt
Organism: Physella acuta
Lineage: Eukaryota; Metazoa; Mollusca; Gastropoda; Physidae
Product: protein mono-ADP-ribosyltransferase PARP6
Molecular function (GO): NAD+ poly-ADP-ribosyltransferase activity
Source: RefSeq, a predicted model, not a curated record